Molecule: messenger RNA, 3194 nt
Organism: Durotheca rogersii
Lineage: Eukaryota; Fungi; Ascomycota; Sordariomycetes; Xylariales; Xylariaceae
Exons: 2
Coding region: 262-2859 (865 amino acids)
Source: RefSeq, a predicted model, not a curated record
CCAUUCGAUUUGGUAGCUAUCACUACGACUUGAGGCCUUCCGACGAGUCCAGACCUGACCUCCUGCGCCCAAUUCCCCUAGUCUCGUUCGGCUCGGGAUUAAUAGUAGAGAGAGUGCGACAGAGAGCGAACUAUUGCGGUUUAUCUAUUCGCCCGUGCCUGAACGUACCGGGAAGCCCUUUUUCAUUGUCAUUUUUUCACUUGCGCGAACGCUUCGCAUCCCUACAACUGGCAGCCUCGCAUCGACUGCCUCCCAUCAACAAUGCCUACUGCCUCUACACCCCCCAUCCAGACCUCGACACCGGGGUCUGGGUCGGGUCAAGUGUCUUAUCCAUCUCUGCCGGCGUCGCCCACCCUAACGAACCCAGACAUGAUCUUGCCCGACUACGAGGACGCCUGCUCUUCUCCGGAUCGAUCGCAAUCACCCCGAACCAUGUGGAAGAACAUACAUGGCGCCGACAUGAGCUUCGACCUCACCACCCAGGUUUUCACCGGCCCGAUCACUCCCACCACGCCCAUCAUCUAUGGAAAUGGAACCAUGCUGUCGGAUAUUGGCGAGGUCACUGAGGUCGAGAGCACAUGCGCCCCAACGAAGCCGCGCUCCGGGUCUAUGCAGAGCGACGCCUCGAUGCAACUGGUCUCGGUCGCCCGUUACGAGGCUUUGAAGAGGAAGGACGGCAAGGCUACUCGAGAGAGGCGCGAGUCAAUUGACUCUACCAGCACCAUCACCACCCACGAGCAGGGCGCACUCUUCACCGAUUUUGAUGAUUCUGUUAGCAUAGACGACAGCAACUUCCAGGGCGACGAUGAGGAGAGCGUUGCCGAUUCUUUCGUCGACGAUGCGUUAGCGCACGAUGAUGCAACGCAAACUAGAGAUAGGCGUACGCCGACCGGCGAGGAACGCUACUCGACGGCGCUGAGUCGGAGAGCGGAGCAAAUUCUGGCAAAUGCUAAACGGCGAUUGAAUACCAUGGAGGGCAAUUUAAACCGAGCCCGAACGACUCUCUAUUCCCCUACGUGGUCCUCGGUCGGAUCGGAUUCGACGCCCUCGCCAACAAUUGGCCGUCCCGGAACCGCAAUCCACCACGACCAUGACGCCAACCAUCGCCAGAGCGUAUACGGACAUGCGAGAAUAUCUAGCGAGAGCAAUAUCCAGAUCGACGUAGCCAAGUCGUCGACGACACAUACACCUAGAUCUUCGAGCGCUUUGGGUGCAGCAGGCGGGUAUCGACAGCCUCUCUCAACCUCUCGUAGUGCGGAUUACGUGCGCGAAGGCGCGAAAGAAACACGGAUUCACGAGAGCAUUACGUCCCCCCGGAUGUUGGAACCAUUAAGUGAAGAUUAUACCUCACAAGGCGUCAACUCCGCGAGGGCGAGUCUAGAGGGGACGAGACUGGAUGGCUUCUUGAGCCCGCCCCUGGGGUCGUAUUCAGACCAGGGGCUGAGGCGAUCCGUAUCGACGGCGCAGAUGCGAGAUCUAAAAGACCACAUGAAGGAUCUCAAGGGGCGAUUGUCGACGCUAAGGGAUCAGGCACGGCAGGACAGCCUCAAGCGGCGGAGUCUUCAAAGCCUACGCACACCGAGUCCGUUCACGCAUGCUCGCAUUGACCAGUGGUACGCAGACGCCGCCAGAUACGAGGACAAUGCCUCCAUCCAUGAGGACUAUAAAUCGCAACCAUCUAUCGGCGAUGUUGCUAGUACCAAUGAGGGUGAAGAGGGGUCGGCUGCGAAAGAAGCUAUAACAGAGGAGGACAGGGAACUAGCGUCGGUUGGCCUCUUCGACGUGGACGGGACUAUCCCUCCCGGGAGCUUAGGCCCUGUCGAGAAUGGAUCGCGUCCGCCUCAGGUUGCUACCCCGGUCAUAACUCGCGACACCGAGGACGAUAUGGAUGAUAUGAAAACGGAGGACGGAUACGAUGACGAAGAUACGGAGGAGAAUGAAGAGGUGGAGUUGACAGAUGGCGAGCGGAGCGUGGUGGAUGAUGGUGCGAGCGAAAGCGGUGCGUCCUCGUACUAUGAUACCGUUCAAAAUCAAGUGUCCCACGAGGAUCGCGAAGAUGCGUUCGACUACGAGCACUUCUUCCUCCACAGCGCAAUGGGAAGCAUGAGUCAAAGCCGGAUGAAAAGAGCAAGCCGGACCAGCUUUAGCUCCGAAGACUCGGUGGAGACUACUCGAGGCCCAACUCCGUCUGCCAACGCGAAAGCGGUCGGGAGGCCUUCUCGCAAGGGUAGUUUUGCCUCGGUCUCGUCCGUGGAUUCGUUCGCGACGGCUACGGAGGGCAGGAGCACGAGGGCGGAGAACGAGUUUGUGGAGUAUUACGAGGAACACGGCGUGAUAGUGCCCAAACGUGCCCGAACGCACACGCCGAACACGUCGAGACGGGCGGGCUUCUCGAACGAAGCGAGCGAUUCCGGCUCCGAUCAGAGCCGACCUGGAGCGCUGGGUAUCCGCCGGCCACAGAGCAGCGCCGCCACAUUCAUGCACCGACCCUCGGUAUCGUCACUCGACUCUAGCAGAACCCACAGAAGCUUUCUGUCGGCUAACCGGGGCCAGGCAAACGGCAGCACGCUCUCGCCAUUAGGCUCGGCCAAUCCAGGACUGGGAAAAAUCGCGGAGGCGCUCCUGGGUGAGAGCUUCCGCAUCGAGGAUGGGAACAGCAAGAUAUCUCCGAUUCAGAAGUUGCAGAAGGAUGACCAGAUACUUGUCGAGCGAUUGUUUGGGUCAAUCGGUCAGUCUAUUAUCGGUCUUGCCGAGUCUGGCCGCGGGAGCACGGAAUACCGGUCGUAUCGAAGAAGAUUAGAAGCGGCAAGACGAGUUUUGGACAGCUUGGAGGAUCAGAUCAGUCCGCGUAAUCUCUAAUCUGUUAAUAAGGAAUACGUAACCAAGGCGUUUUACGGACUAUAUACCAUUUGACGACUGCGCCGAAGGCGAUCCAGCCAGGCAGCGAUUCUCUUUUUUUCCCCGCCUUAUUUUACCGCCACAUACGUCCUUUCUUUUUCUUCUCUUUUUUAGAGCUACAUAUUCAACAUUUCUGUUAAAUGGAUUACUAGAUAACGAGCAUGAGGAAACCGUGAUUCACAUCUCUUUUGUUCCGGUUACGAGUGCACUGGUUUCUUUUUUUUUUCACUGUACCUCAUCCGGAGGACGAGAGGCCGAUAUACUGUUGCCAGCGACGGCUCCAUAUAUGUAAUUUU